CUAAACGGAAGUAGGUACGUGGCUGCUUCAGCUGACAGUCUACAAUGAUGGCGACAGAGGUUCAGAGCGGCGACCUCGACAGCGCCACGACCAGCCGCCUCGAAGUGUCCAUCGACGGCCUCACCCUCAGCCCCGACCCGGAGGGCGAGCAGAACCAGGUCGAAGAACCGAAUCCCGCAGCCACGCAGCCUGAGACCGAUAAGCCGGCGGACGAAGAGGGCGACGAUGGAGAGGCAGGCAAAGCUGCGCUAGAGAGGAAAUGGGGCUUCCCUCUGCAGGAGCUGUACGGACUGGCCCUUAAAUUUUUUAAAGAUAAAGAUGGCAAGGCCUUCCACCCUACAUAUGAGGAGAAGCUUCGGCUGGUGGCCCUUCACAAGCAGGUGUUGCUGGGCCCUUACAAUCCCGAUGCCUCCCCAGAAGUCGGCUUCUUCGAUGUCCUGGGAAAUGACCGCAGGAAGGAGUGGGCCUCCCUUGGUAACAUGGAAAAAGAGGAGGCGAUGGUGGAGUUUGUCAAGCUCCUGAACAAGUGCUGUAACCUCUUCGCUCCUUACGUCAUAUCGCACAGGAUUGAAAGGGAGGAGCAGGAGCGGAAAAGGAAAGAAGAGGAGGAGCGACUGAGACAAGAGGAGGAAGAGAGGGAGCGACAAAGGCAGGAGGAGGAGAGACAGAGGCUCGAGGAGGAGGAAAGGUUGAGAAGAGAGGACGAGGAAAGGAGACAAGCGGAGAUGGAGAGGCUACGCAUCGAGCAGCAGAAACAGCAGAUCAUGGCGGCGUUAAACGCCCAGACGGCAGUGCAGUUCCAACAGUACGCAGCGCAGCAGUACCCCAAUAACCCAGAACAACAGAUGAGCCUUAUCCGCCAGCUUCAGGAGCAGCACUAUCAGCAGUACAUGCAACAGCUCUACCAGGUCCAGCUGGCCCAGCAGCAGGCGGCCUUACAGAAGCAGCAGCAGAACGACUCGGCGCUGCAGGGUACCCUGGAUUCCAACAGCUUCAACGGCGGCGAAAUCACCUCCGCCUCGGCCGCUGGGACAUUAUGUGCCGCUUCACCACUUUCCAGCGAGGAAGCUCCUACGCUCAACGGCGGCCACUCAGACUCGUACUCGGAGAGCAUGGACAGGGAGCCUGAGCCAGAGCCGGCGGUGGAGGUCUCUGAGAACGGCCCUUUAUUAGCAGACUCGCCCCCGGUCAUAGCCGCGCCGUCCAUGUGGACGCGGCCGCAGAUCAAGGACUUCAAGGAGAAGAUCCGGCAGGAUCCCGACAGCGUGAUCACGGUGGGGCGCGGCGAGGUGGUGACGGUGCGCGUCCCCACCCACGAGGAGGGAUCGUACCUGUUCUGGGAGUUUGCCACAGACUAUUAUGACAUUGGCUUUGGCGUGUUCUUUGAGUGGACAGACGCCGCCACGGCUUCAGUCAGCGUGCACGUGUCGGAGUCCAGCGACGAAGACGAGGAUGAUGAAGGUGACCCGCCCAACGAGGAGGAGAAGGCCAAGAAGGAGGCGGGGAAGCCUCACGUGGACGAGAUUGUACCGGUUUACCGGCGGGACUGUCACGAGGAGGUGUACGCCGGCAGCCACCAGUACCCCGGCCGCGGCGUCUAUCUGCUCAAGUUUGACAAUUCCUAUUCGCUGUGGCGCUCAAAGAGCGUCUACUACAGAGUAUACUAUACCAGAUAAGCCUGACUAAAGACCAGGAAGACCCAAGAGGAGCGUUUGUUCAUAUUAAGUGUGUGUAGGUGGAGAUGUAUGUAAAGGCAGCCUGUACCUGUGUGUGUGUGAAGGACUAAUGGAUCCGUUACGGUGGGGGGUAAAACCACCAGAGGGAGCCAGAGAGACACGUGGAGCCCCUCCACGGAGAUUUCACUGACUUAUUCUGUAUGUGCUGCCGUGAACCAAGUUCCAACCAUGCUCCACAUCUUCUUUGAGCCUUUUUUGGGGGAAAGGAUGUGCAUUCCUUGUAAAUUCACCAACCGUCGUUGCUGCACUGGCGUCCACAAAGCUGUAGGAGUCUCCCCCCAAAACUUGUUCUACCACUUUUCCUCCUCCCCACCCCUCUGAGCUCCUCCUCCUCCUCCUCCUCCUGCUGCUGCUGCUGACCACGCCGGCCCAGAACAUCCCAGCGUGGCCUUGCGCGACUGACGGAAACGCGCCGCGUCCAACACUGUGAGCCGACUUUUCCUGUUUUGUCGGAACCAGUGGUCGUUUAUCCCCCCCACCCCCCUGAGGUUUUUGGAAAUGUGCUUCAUAACACUAUGCCUUUGCCAGAGCUCCUCUGGUUCGCGUAAACACACAUUAAAAAGCGUCAGCGUGCACGGACAUAAUCACUGUUUUUGUUUUGUGUCAAUGGGCCGAAGUCAGGAGAGGGUCAUCCAGGCAGAGCAGGGGCGUUUUCACAUUAUUAAUUAAAAUAAUUUAUGAAGGAUGGGUAAUAAAAACAGAAGAAAAUGAUGGGAUUCAUCUUGACACACGAUGCAGGAAAAUCUCUAAAAUCAACUUUUAAAUGCAGUUUUAUGUUUGUUUUUUUCUUUUUUUAGGCAGCUGUUUCCUCUCUCUGUGGUUCACCACAUGUAGUCGGAGGUUUAAAACACAAAUUCCUUCGAAAUCACAUUAAAUGGGAUGGUGGUGAUGUUACCUGGGGAAAGUUGCUGGACGUUACAUCCGCGCACAAUCGCUGUUUUGUUUUCACCCUCUCUGGCGCCGAUUGCCUCGCAUCGCCUAAACGAUGAUCGUCUCCGCCGUUGGGAACAGAGUCGGAUGGCCGGCUUGUGGUCUGCA
Messenger RNA from Fundulus heteroclitus (mummichog), 2774 nucleotides. It is a transcript of the gene acbd3, whose product is annotated as acyl-Coenzyme A binding domain containing 3. The coding region runs from base 45 to 1676 and encodes 543 amino acids. Lineage: Eukaryota; Metazoa; Chordata; Actinopteri; Cyprinodontiformes; Fundulidae. Gene Ontology annotation, cellular component: Golgi membrane. Gene Ontology annotation, molecular function: fatty-acyl-CoA binding. The record is from RefSeq and is a predicted model, not a curated record. The transcript has 8 exons.